GCAAACCGAAGCCAAAUAUCCUUUCUUUGGCAAAUUUGAAAAGCCAACCUUUUCCUGUCCUCAAAAUAUCAAAAAUGGGACUUCUCAAUCUCCAACUCAGCUCUCACUCUUCAUGCGCUUUAUCACUAUCCCAAAACUUGAAAAACACCACAAAAGCUAACAAAUCUCUAAAUGCUUUCAACUCUAAGCGUCCGAGCUCUGCCAGAGCCACAAUUAGAGCUGUCGGCACUGUCCCAGAGAAGGAAUCUCAGAACACUGAACCAGCAGAACCACCCUCUAUUGGAUUUGCAUUUGUCAGUUCUGUUUUGCUCCCAGAUGGAACCCCAGAUGUGCAAUAUCGAACGGCUUGUGGAGGCCAGAAGCUCAGGAACAUAAUGCUGGAUGCCAAUAUUGAUCUGUACGGACCAUAUGCAAGACCUCUCUUAAAUUGUUCAGGAGGUGGAACGUGUGCAACAUGUAUGGUAGAGAUUAUUGAAGGGAAGGAGCUUCUAAGCCCUCGCACUGAUAAAGAGAAUGAAAAACUUAAGAGGAAACCAAAGAAUUGGAGAUUAGCAUGUCAAACAACAGUUGGUCAAGCAGACUCUACAGGGAUGCUUGUGGUUCAACAACUACCGGAAUGGAAAGGGCACGAGUGGAAAUAUGAUAAGCUAUCUCCUGAAGAGGCUGAAAAGUUAUUGUCUUCACCUGAGACUCAGUAGCAUAAAACAAUUAAGGAUAGGGCUUUUUCUUGUAGUAAUUGGUGCUUAUGAAGAAAAUCCUGGAAACGUGUUAUAAAGAGUAGUAUUCUUCUGUUUUAAGGCUCUUCAAUCAAGAAAUAUGAUGAAAUAAAACAGAAGAAUCUGAGGCUUGGCACAAUCUUAAGUAGCGUCUCAUCCA
Messenger RNA from Neltuma alba, 876 nucleotides. RefSeq names its product photosynthetic NDH subunit of subcomplex B 3, chloroplastic-like. NCBI's taxonomy places the organism in Eukaryota, Viridiplantae, Streptophyta, Magnoliopsida, Fabales, Fabaceae. Gene Ontology annotation, biological process: P450-containing electron transport chain. Bases 75 to 698 code for a protein of 207 amino acids. The transcript is spliced from 6 exons. Gene Ontology annotation, molecular function: 2 iron, 2 sulfur cluster binding; electron transfer activity. The record is from RefSeq and is a predicted model, not a curated record. Gene Ontology annotation, cellular component: chloroplast thylakoid membrane.